Clarias gariepinus (North African catfish) is the source of this 3270-nucleotide messenger RNA. RefSeq names its product guanylate cyclase 1 soluble subunit alpha 1 (gene gucy1a1). NCBI's taxonomy places the organism in Eukaryota, Metazoa, Chordata, Actinopteri, Siluriformes, Clariidae. Gene Ontology annotation, biological process: response to oxygen levels; cGMP biosynthetic process. Gene Ontology annotation, molecular function: heme binding; guanylate cyclase activity. Bases 171 to 2222 code for a protein of 683 amino acids. The record is from RefSeq and is a predicted model, not a curated record. Gene Ontology annotation, cellular component: guanylate cyclase complex, soluble. The transcript is spliced from 8 exons.
GGUUCUGCGGGGUGCUGCUGGGUUCUCCUUCGGUGACAGUGACUGUGUGUGUGUAUGUGUGUGUGUGUGUGUGUGUGUGUGUGUGUGUGAUGAGCGCCACUCUCUCCCUGUAGACGGUGGGGUUCGGACUCCGGAUCUGACACACACACACACACACACACACACACACGAUGUUCUGCGCCAAGCUGAAGGAGCUGAAGAUCUCCGCCGAGUGUCCCUUCUCAGGGCUGGGGAGACACGAGGAGGAGGAGGACACGGGGGACACAGGGGACACGGGGGAGGACACGGGGGAGGACACGGGGGACAGAGCGCAGGUCCAGGUGUCCAGUGUCCCCCCGAGACGCAAACCGAGCCGGACUCGAGUCACCCUGCACUCACUGGGAGAGAGCGUCCGCAAACUGGUGUGUCCGGAGUUUGAGAAACUGCGAGAUGCCGUGUGCAGAGUGAUGGAGCAGCGGUCGGCGCUCCGCACCAGUCCCACUGAACCCUCCCCAGAUGUUUAUCAGCUCCUGGACAGACCUGAAGACUUGCUGGACGUGAUGAAGAGUUACUCUGUGCAAACAGGAAUUCCCAUGGACUCUCUGAAGCUCGCUCUGGGCGCUGAGGUUUUCCGUGACUGCUAUGAAGAGGACGGUCACGUGCUCCGUGUUGUGGGCGGAGCCCUACAAGACUUCCUGAAUAGCUUCAACGUCCUCCUGAAGCAGAGCUCCCCGCCCACAGCCGACGCCCAACGUCACGUGGCCCAGGCCUCUGUGCUGUGCUUGGACAAAGACCCCGGGCUCGUGACGGUCUACUACUUCAACCCUCACUCCACCACCGAGCUCUUCUUCCCGGGUAUCGUCCAGGCGGCGGCGCACUUCCUGUACGGCAUCCACGUGGACGUCCAGAUGGACUCGGAGCUAAAAGAGGGUGGAGCUCUCCAUGACAACCAUCAGCCCCACCUUCUGUACUCCAUCGUGGUGAGAGAUGCCAGGAGCCUAACUCCCAGCCCCAUGAGGACACACUCGUCUGGUCACAUCUCACUGUCGCUGCUCUACUCCACCUUCCCCUUCCACAUCCUGUUAGAUCAGGACAUGGCGGUGCUGCAGAUGGGGGAUGGGCUGAGGAGGCGAUUAUGGCGUGGCAGGGAGGGUCAGAGGAGGCCAGCGUUUGAGGAGCACUUUGUCAUUGUGGUGCCUGAGAUACAGGCAGACUUCCAGAGAAUCCUCACCAUGCUGAACACACAGUUCAUCCUGCGGGUAAAGAAGCACGGAGCGAGCACCGCCGCCGGAUACGAGAAGCACAUGGACCUGAAGGGUCAGAUGAUCUUCAUGUCUGAGUUAAAUGCCGUGCUGUUCCUGGGCUCUCCCUGUGUGGACCGUCUGGAAGAGCUGACAGGGCGUGGCCUGUACCUGUCCGACAUCCCGAUCCACAACGCCCUGCGUGAUGUGGUGCUGGUGGGCGAGCAAGCAAAGGCACAAGACGGCCUGAAGAAACGUCUGGGGAAAGCCAAAGCAGCUCUGGAACAGGCUCACCAGGCCCUGGAGGAGGAGAAGCGCAAAACUGUGGAGCUGCUCUUCACCAUCUUCCCUGGGAACGUGGCUCAGCGGCUGUGGCAGGGGCUCCCGGUGCAGGCCAAGAAGUUUGAUCAUGUCACGGUGCUGUUCUCCGACAUCGUGGGCUUCACUGCUAUCUGCUCCCGCUGCACGCCCAUGCAGGUGGUGGACAUGCUGAGCGCUCUGUACACACGCUUCGACGGGCACUGCGGAGAACUCGAUGUCUACAAGGUGGAGACGAUCGGAGAUGCGUACUGCGUCGCUGGAGGUCUACAUAAGGACAGUCCGACCCACGCUGUACAGAUCGCUCUGAUGGCCCUGAAGAUGAUGGAGCUCUCUGAUGAGGUCACAACCCCCUUGGGCGAGGUCAUCAGGAUGCGUAUCGGUCUUCACUCGGGCUCGGUCCUGGCGGGCGUGGUCGGGGUGAAGAUGCCUCGAUACUGUCUUUUCGGCAACAACGUGACUUUAGCCAACAAGUUUGAAUCCUGCAGCUUGCCGAGGAAAAUCAACAUCAGUCCCACAACCUACAGGUUGCUCAAAGACUGCCCUGAGUUCACGUUUAUCCCACGCUCCAGAGACCAACUUCCACCCAACUUCCCUUCUGACAUCCCGGGUAUAUGUUACUUCCUGGAGGCGUCCGGCGGCAGGACGAGCGACUCGGCUGUCAGUCAUCUCGCUGCACAGUGAGGUCCGGAGCGAGGGGCCACGCCCGCAGUAGCCCGUCAUCCAGCAAUAGGACUGAUUUAAAGCUGUGGAGAGAUCAGUGCUUACAGAGCCACAGCAGAUUAGAGCGGACAUUAAUUACACUCUGUGUUACUGAUCUGAUCAGAGAUAACAAGAUCAUGUGCAGCGUUCGAGUCGCUGCAUUAGAGCACUUACUGUACACAUUCACGUAGGAUUUAUUCACUCACACACACACACACACACCGAGAGUGUAAUCGGCACACCGCAGCCCUGACUUCACACCAGACCAGUUUUACACAAACACAUCAUUAACUCUCCUCCUGAAACGCUCCCAGUGUGUCCAAGUGUAUCGUGUGACGUCACACCGUGUCACGGCGGGGAUUGACUCUAAGCUAUUUUUAUUUAUACUCACAACUGCUCAGUUCCACACACACACACACACACACACACACACACACACACACACACACACACACACACACAUGCCUAUCGCUCUGGUAGUCAUUUGCAUUAUGGGUAAACUGGGCUGUUUAUAUCGGCAGCAGUGUUUUUGUUAUUGUGCACAUCACUGAACGUUAGUUAGUUAUCUGAGAUGGACUUUCUGUCCUGUAGACAGUCUUUAAAUGUCUUUACCAAUUAAAUAUAACAUGAAAAGAUCAGAGUUCAGAUUUUACGUACUUUAAACGUAAGUGAUGAUCAUGUGAUCAUGUGACCUGUAUUAAUUUGCAUCUAAACUUGAUUUUUUUAACUCUUUCACACACACACAUUAAAAUAAAUAAAGUAAUUAUAGAGUUUAAUAUGAAACAGUGACCAUGUAGAUCCACUGGAAGUGGGCGGGGCUUGGUGAUGUUUAGUGAUGUAACAGGAGUGCAGGGUUGUGCUGGUAGUGAUGAAAGAAGAAAAGGUGCAAAAUCUCCUGCUGAUCCAUGUGAAUCAGAGGCUUCUUUAAAAAAACUGUAAAAAAUAGUAAUAAUAAUAAUUAUGUUUAGUUAAGUGUGACUUUUCGUAUCGUAAUAGAGCUGUAACUGAAAUAAUAAACACAUCGACACCA